This is a messenger RNA of Pundamilia nyererei, 2236 nucleotides long. Its product is annotated as cationic amino acid transporter 2-like. The record is from RefSeq and is a predicted model, not a curated record. Lineage: Eukaryota; Metazoa; Chordata; Actinopteri; Cichliformes; Cichlidae. Gene Ontology annotation, molecular function: L-arginine transmembrane transporter activity; L-ornithine transmembrane transporter activity; L-lysine transmembrane transporter activity. Gene Ontology annotation, biological process: L-arginine import across plasma membrane; L-ornithine transmembrane transport. The transcript is spliced from 11 exons. Gene Ontology annotation, cellular component: plasma membrane.
CUGAACAUCCUCAUGCUGAUUAGCUGAAUUGAUGUCAGGUGUGCCGCUGCAGCAGUCUGCAGGGCUGUUAGCUGGAAAGAGAAGAGAUUUUUUUCUUCUCCCCUCUUCUAGUCCACACAGCAGAAACAGAUCUAAGCACCUGUGAAAUGAGUAGCAGAAUACGUUCUGUGUUAGCGUUCAUCCGUUCCCUGGCCCGUAAGAAGCCUUUGGAGCCAGCAGGUGAGCAGUCCAACUUCUGCCGAUGCUUGACCAGCCUGGAUCUGAUUGGCCUGGGUGUUGGCGGCACGCUUGGAGCAGGGGUUUACGUGCUCUCAGGGGAGGUGGCGAGGGAAGUGGCUGGUCCUAGUAUCGUCAUCUCUUUCCUGGUUGCUGCAGUGGCUUCAGUCUUUGCAGGGUUGUGCUACGCUGAGCUUGGUGCUCGUGUGCCAAAGAUGGGCUCGGCCUACCUUUACAGCUAUGUGACUAUAGGAGAAGUGUGGGCAUUUGUGACUGGCUGGAAUCUGCUGCUGUCCUAUCUCAUUGAAACAUCUAGUAUAGCCAAAGCCUGGACUGGAGCAUUUGAUGACCUGAUACACAAUGUUAUGGCUAAGCAUCUAGGGGAACACACACCAAUGGACUCACCUGGCUUGGCUGAAUACCCAGACUUCUUUGCUGCUGCGCUGAUUAUGUUGCUUGCUGGGGUGCUUGCAUAUGGUCUGAAGGAGUCUGCAAUUGUGAAUACUGUUUUUACAGCAGUAAAUGUGACUGUGUUGAUUUUUAUCAUCACUUCUGGCUUUAUAAAAGGAGAUCUCAAAAACUGGCACAUCAGUAAAAAGACAGUUCUAAAUGCAACUUGGGAAAUUAUGAAACUUGAGCCGAAUGAAACUGUUGACUUUGGUGUUGGCGGCUUUUUCCCCUUUGGUUUUGAUGGAACUUUGGCCGGGGCAGCAACCUGUUUCUAUGCUUUCUUUGGAUUUGACUGCAUUGUUGCUACUGGAGAGGAGGUGCAGAACCCACAGAAAGCCAUACCUCUUGGGAUUGUGGUAUCCCUGCUUAUUUGCUUCGUGGCUUUUUUUGGCGUGUCGGCUUCCCUGACACUUAUGAUGCCCUACUAUCUGCUUGACGCUCACAGUCCAUUACCUGUGGCCUUUGAGUACAUUGGCUGGGAGCCUGCAAAGUAUGCUGUUGCUGUAGGAUCCCUUUGUGCACUGUCAACAAGUUUGCUGGGAGUGAUGUUGCCAAUGCCACGGGUGCUGUAUGCCAUGGCCAGAGACGGCCUGCUCUUCAAGCCACUCAGCUACAUGAGUUCCAGGCAAAGUCCUGUCUUGGCUACAUUGUCCUCAGGAGCUGUGGCUGGUAAGGCAGCUCUUUUUAACCCCUAGCAAAUAGGUUAUUAACCAAUUUCAACUUUUUUGGUGUUCACGAAAUCAAAAACAGGUGCAGCAGAGGGGCAACAAUAUGUCAACACCCAAAACUGGAAUUAUUUUCCAUUCUCAAUAAGGGAUGUGCUCAGGCCUCCAUUUCGAGCUACCCACCGCACCUCUAAAAAUGUCACCAUUCUCACCAUCAUUAUCUUGUUCCUGGUAAUCGUUUUAACCGUGCUCCUGUCUGAGGCCUUGUACUCACUCAGCAGACGGGAACUAUGGAGCGUGCUCCUCGUCUCUGUCCUCGUGCUGACAUUGGUCCUUGCUGUUGUUAUCAUCUGGAGGCAGCCACAGAGCAGGACUAAAGCUUCUUUCAUGGUUCCCUGUGUACCUGUAAUUCCAGUUUUAAGUGUCUUCAUUAAUACCUACUUGAUGGUUCAACUGGAAGGAGAAACCUGGGUCAGCUAUGCUGUUUGGAUGGCAAUUGGUCUGAUCGUAUACUUUGGCUAUGGAGUUCGUCAUAGUGUCCAGAAACAAAGACUCCAAGAAGCUCAUGAUCAGCUUAGUAGCAAUAACCUAAGCAGUAAUGUUGUGGAUUGUGCUGCUUGAUGCUGUGUUCCACAGCAUAUUUAAGAUGAUCAAGAAAUCACCUUAAAAUCCUAUUUUGGAAUUUUACCCUGACUGACACAAAGCUGGUAUGUUUCCUUUGAUGCAUAUUGUUUAGCUAACAACUGCCUGAACUAAAUAUUACCAUGGCAACAAAUGUUGCAGUUCUAUGUUUUGGUUUGAUCAGUCAAUCUGUGUUAUGCAAUCUUGGCUAUUGUUGUUUAAUGUUAGUAUUUCUGAGUUAAUAUUUCACUUUUUAAAUAUUGAUGUAUGUUUCUGAAGUUGGG